Tripterygium wilfordii is the source of this 1319-nucleotide messenger RNA. Its product is annotated as expansin-A10-like. The record is from RefSeq and is a predicted model, not a curated record. Gene Ontology annotation, biological process: plant-type cell wall organization. Lineage: Eukaryota; Viridiplantae; Streptophyta; Magnoliopsida; Celastrales; Celastraceae. Gene Ontology annotation, cellular component: extracellular region. The transcript has 4 exons. The coding region runs from base 144 to 887 and encodes 247 amino acids.
ACCCCAAACCCUAACCCUAACCCUAACCCUAACCCUCCUCUCCCUCCCAAAUUCCUAUAAAUACCCACUCUCCCCUUCCCUUCUUCCAUAUCACUUGACGCAUCUUCCUCGCAGUUUCGCUCUGCUUCUCCGUUUCUUCAAAGAUGAAAAUGGCUGUUUGUGGGUACUUCUUCUUGGUGGGUUUUCUUGCAAUGGCGUCCUCUGUCCACGGUUAUGUCGGUGGAGGUUGGGUUAAUGCGCACGCCACUUUCUAUGGCGGUGGUGAUGCUUCAGGCACCAUGGGUGGGGCUUGUGGUUAUGGGAACUUGUACAGUCAAGGUUAUGGAACAAACACUGCUGCUCUGAGUACUGCCUUGUUCAACAAUGGCUUGGCUUGUGGGUCUUGCUAUGAGAUUAGGUGUGUGAAUGACAAGAAAUGGUGCCUCCCUGGUUCAAUCUUGGUUACGGCCACUAAUUUCUGCCCACCAAAUAGCAAUGGUGGAUGGUGCAACGCUCCCCAACAACACUUUGAUCUCUCUCAACCUGUCUUCCAACACAUUGCCCAGUACAAAGCCGGAAUUGUCCCUGUUGCCUACCGAAGGGUACCCUGUAGGCGCAGAGGGGGCGUUAGGUUUACAAUAAAUGGGCACCAAUACUUCAACCUGGUUCUGAUCACCAACGUUGGGGGUGCUGGUGACGUCCACUCUGUGUCAAUCAAGGGGUCGAGAUCAGGUUGGCAGGCAAUGUCAAGGAACUGGGGCCAGAACUGGCAGAGCAACAGCCUUCUCAACGGACAAGCCCUCUCAUUUAAGGUCACCACCAGUGAUGGUCGUACUGUUGUGUCCUACAAUGCUGCCCCUGCUAAUUGGGCCUUUGGACAGACCUACUCCGGAGCCCAAUUCCUCUAGGGCCCAGUCUGAUAUAUAUUAGUAGAUUUAGAUUUGGGAAAAAACUAGUAUGAGUAUUAGAGUACUAGUUAGUCUUAUAGACAUUUUAGAGUGGUCAAAAUGAGAAAGGAUUGUUUUAUGGAGGUCCCUUUUAUCAUUUUGAAUUUAAUUGGGGGUGGGAGGGUCCAUCUUUUGUUGUGCGGUGGAGUCCUCUUUUUUUUACCCUUGGCAGAGGUGGGACUUUAACAGUUUAACCACCCGCUAAGCUUAGUAUUUACCUUUAGUAGAAUUUUUAGGGACUUCUGUUUUCUACGGUGAUGGUAACUGUAGUGUAAACAGCUUGUGCUGUGUGUGUAUUUCACAGUUGGUCUCUGAUUUGAGACACAAUUGUAAAAUUUCAUGCCUUAUUUACUAGUAAUGGUAAAAUGAUACCAGGGUUUGUUAUUUCUUACA